CGUCAGUCGUGUACCAAACGAUUCCUAUUCGCAAUAGGAUUGAUUUUGCCUUGAUAUUUUUGUCUUUUCUACUUAGAAAUUGACUAAUUUUAGUAUUUUACGUUAUUCAUCAGACUGAAAAUGCAAAAUAAGUAGCAUAGGUCGAUAAAUAUGCGAUUUUAUUGAUAAAUAUUUCGGACUAUUAAACUUGGUCUCGUGGCGUACAUUGAUCAGCCUGGAUCAAUGAGUCAGUGUAACAUUUUCACAGUAAUACAUUCUUUUUCCACGUUCCUACUUGAUCCGCGGUAAACGCCCAAUUAUUCGUUUUAAUUAAGCAUAUCAAUAAAAAGACAUUUCGUUCAUAGACUUUCGUGAAAGGGUUAAUACACUUCUGUUUCGUCUUUCGUCGCAAAGCUAAGAAAAUGGCGUCCAACCAAGAAACUGAUUACGUGUCGUCCGAUGACACUCCAUGACCAGUGCAUUCAAAAUAACCUAUUUUCCAAAUCCCGUCAUGUUUCCGUGUUUUAUGUCUCCUGAAAUACAUUAAAACAUCAAGGAUAAUCAGUUAGAAUCAAAAAUGCCACGCAUAGAUCCUUUGUCACUGCUCAAAUGCCUCAGUGUCCUACUCGGCUCCACUGGUGGCAUCAAAAGUAAGGAGGAAGUCCACCGGUUAGCCAAUCUCAUGACCAAGUUUUCCAAGAAACUUGUGUCCAAGUGUAUAUACAUCCAAAUCUUAAAAACCACCGAAACUGAUCUUCUUAGUCAAUUUAUGGGUGCGGGUGGAUGGAAUCUUGUUCAUAUGUGGCUCACUGAUGGCAUUGUCGCCAAAAAUUGGGCUUUAAUUCAAGAAUUGUUGGAACUUCUUCUGUUAUGCCCCGUAGACAUCGAAAGAUUAAAAAGUAAUAACUGUCCAAAGUUAAUCAAAGGUUUGUCGAAAGAGGGUAGUCAUCAAGGUGUCCGAGUUUUGGCCAGCCGGCUCGUUGAACAAUGGUUGAAAAUUGUUAAAGGAGAAGCACCUCCUAAUUCAAUUCCAGCACAAAUUAUGACACUCCCCGGAUCAAGUAAUAAACCUUGUGUAAUUCCGACCGCAAUUGUUCAUCCGAGGCCUGCAAAUGUUAUUUCUACAACCCAGAAUAGUUUUAGCGAGAAAACUGAGACUGAUAAAAAUGCACAGCUUGCACAAAGUAAUUCUUUGGCCGUCGACGAAACACACGCAAUUAAACAGAUAGAUCAUCAUCAUCAGCAGCCGCAGUCGAACGAAUCGCAAUAUCAACAAAUAUCGGGAAAAGGAACAUCUGUACAACCUGUUCAAUUACCGAUAGUCACCUCGUCAGCGCAAGCACCAUGUCAGCCUUCACAACUCCAGAAAAAACAAUCCUACGUUGUAUUACCGUCUGCACAAACAUCAGCCACGGGAGCAGGAGGAGGACCCGUUUAUAAAAUUACUAUACGCGAUGGCAAUCGAGUUCUAACAAAACUAGAGACGGAUGCUGCGCACAUAAACAAUGUAAUUGACUUUCCAAGCAAUGAAAUAAGCGGCGAGUCCACGGAUGAUGCUCUUCAGUCUCAAGAAUCGCGACAAGUGGCAGUGGAUGGUGAAGGUGGUAGUAGCAGUAGUACACAAAAAGCUGAUAAUCAAUUACCGAUAAAAAGCGGCGCUAAAGUUACGGACGAAACGCCUAUUGAACCGACAGACCGAGAUCCUAGUGAAAUUAUAUCUGUUGUUAGCUCUAAAGACAAUUGUGAAACUGAUAAUAUUAACAUUAAAGACAAUAAAGAUGAAAGACCUGGUAUUGUUAGUGAUAGCAGUAAGUCUGUUAGUGACAAGGAAAAUCGCGAUUCUUCGAAAAGAGAGAGUGAUAAAAAGAGUUCUGGUACUAGCAGCGGUAGCAGUAGUAGUAGUAGUACAGAUAAGAAGAGUAGUCAUCACAGUUCAUCUUCAUCAAGUAAAAGUUCUUCGAAGCACAGCUCGAAAGAGAGCUCUAAUUCACAUCGGUCAGGUUCGAAUUCUCAUCGUUCAAGCGCACAUCGUUCCACCAGUUCGAAAAGUACGACAUCAAAAGAAAAAACAAAGGAAAAGGAUAAGGACAACAAAGACAAGCAUCACAGCAGUUCGUCCAGUAGUAAACACGGUUCAAGCAAUAAAAGUAGAGCUGAGCGUGAUAAGGAGCGAGAGAAGGAGAAAGAGAAGCUGCGAAAGGAUCAAGCGGAAAAGGAUAAAGCGACUCUGGAGAAGGUUCAGGGCCCAGCACUGAGUUUCAAAUUAGGCAAGAUCCCUAAGAAGAAAAGCGACGAUGACAAGGCAAAUGAUGGUUUAACGAAAAGAUCCUCUAUAGAUUCCAAGGAGGCUAAGGACAAGAUUGACGCUAAAAAAGCAGCCGCUGUAUCAGCCGUUUCGGAAAAAAAGGCGAUAUCUAUGUCCAUAGAAAAUAGAAAGACUUCACAAGAUUCCACGACGCGACCUAAAACGGUCAAGACCUUUAACUCGAAGUUUAGGUCUACUGGUUUAGAGGAAGAAGCUAAGCCUCCGCCUCCAAGAUCUGUCAAAAAGCCUAAUCAAAUACCGGAUAAGAAAAUAAUACCAACAAAAUUAUCAUCUCUGAAGAGAGCAUCGCCGUUGAGAGAAACCAGUUCAUCAGCGGAUAAGAGAGCGAGACUUUCGCUUGAUACUCCUGUCACGCCUCCAGCUGAUGAAAAAAAAGGAGGAAUCAAAUUGAUUCCACCGAAGCCUAAACCAAUGGUCCUUCAAGAGAGCGACAUGUUCAUGGAUGCUUUAACAGCUUCUACGAAAAAUAAAGAACCGAGGAAGCGCAAACGAAGAACAUCUCUUACGAAGGACGGCCCGCCGGAAGUAAAGAAAUCGGAUUCUUCUAAUAGUGAAAAUCAUCGUGAUACAUCCCCGCCACAUACGUCACCGUCAACUGCCAAUGCUGCCGUGACAUCGCAGAAAACUGACGAAAAAACAUUGCUGAAACCCACGUUUAAGUUCUAUCAAGAUACACUUGAGACUGAGGAAGAUAAAGAACAGAAAGUGAAAGUAAAAGAAGAUGGUGUUAAGAGCAAGGAAGAAAACGGUCAAGAGGGUGUAGAAGAGGAUCGAGAUGAAGACGAAGAUGACGAAGAGGAAGAGGAGGAGGAGGAGGAAGAACUGAAAAGCAAUAAAAACAUCAAAGAGUCGAGUGAAAAUGACGAAGGAAGUAGAACACCAACGCCAGAAGAAACUAUUGCAGAAAAGAGCGUUGACUCUAAUCAAGAUUCUGAUUCUUCAAAACCAGACAUUCGGUAUGUGGAUGGACUUAGGAGUGUACUCUUACUUCAAAAACGUAAAGGUCCAAAAAAAUCUCUGAAAUGGAAAGUUGACUUGGAAUCUAUACGAUACUUCGAAUUGGACGAAACCGAGCGAGUGAAUGUAACGAAAACCUUUACGGACAUGAAGCAAAUAGAGAAGCAAAAUGAAAGAGAAGCUUUCCAGAUGGCCAGAAAAUUAAGUACCGACGAUAUAAUGGAAGAAAAAACGAGAUGGAGGCCACUAAUUCCCAUUGAUACUCCUCCUGCUUUGGUGGAACUUGGAAAAGACAGUAGAGAAAAGGAUAUUCAAUAUGCUCGCGAGAAGGGAAUACUUCAAGCACUUUACUUCCAUCGGAAUAUGAUACCAGAUUCGCCUGCAGAACCGGAAGAAGAGCGGCUUUUGCCUGUGGUAGACGCCAGGAUUAUUCCCCUGGAAGACUUGACCGGGACGAAGGCCAACGAGAAAGAUUUUACAGCAAUGCCUUGGCCUGAACCAAAACCUCAACUUCCCCCUGUCCAACCCGCACCAAUGACGAAUUUCCACUAUCAAGGAUUCCCGCACAAUCAGCAUCCAAUGCUGCCUUCCAUGGGCCCACCACAGCAAGCACCAAUGGGACCAAUGCCACCAAUGCCUCAGCCAAUGAUGAACCCGAUGAAUCAAAUGGGACCGGAAAUGGUCGGAGGGCCACUUCCACCCGGUGGCGGUGGCGGCGGUGGCUGGAGAACUGGCGAUGGAAAGGUCGUCGUGCCAGACAUAAAUCACGGGAUAAGUCCAAUGCCGAAUAUGCCUGGUGGUUACCCACCUCAGGGCAUGGAUGGGCAAAUGGUGCCGCCGCCAGGAAUGAUGGGCCCGCCAAUGUAUAACCAACCCGACGGUUUCAUGAUGGGUCCGGACGAUAUGGGUUAUAACAAUGGGCCAAACAACUUUCAGGGACCACCCGGGCCUGUUAUGUAUGGACCUGGACAUGGGCCUGGACCUGGACCAGGACCUGGCCCAGGACCGGGACCGAACUUUCAGGGUGGUCCGAGAGGUGGUGGACCAAUGCAUGUUAAUCGUGGAAGAGGAGCGCCACCGGGUGCCGGCUGGUUUCGAGGUGGUCCACCUGUUCGAGGAGGUGGCUGGCGAGGCGGCUGGAGAGGAAACUCGAAGCAGCCACCAGUGUGUAGACAAUUUUCCAAAAGUGGCUACUGUCGAGCUGAGAAUAAGUGUCAAUUUCUUCAUCCUGGCGUGAAUUGUCCCCCGUUUUAAACAUUUUUCAUCUCUCGGAAUAGAUGAUGAUUGAUAAUUGAUGAUGAGAAGAAAAAGAAGAAGAAGGAGAGAGAGAGAAUCAUUAAUUUUUAUUCGAGUACAAGAUUGAAAGCGUACUGACUAAAAUUGUUGAAAUUAUGUGAUAUUAAGUAAGGAAAUAAGUGCUGGGUUGGUUUCAUCAGCUGCAGGCCAGCAAUAAUGCAAUUUCAUUUGGCAGUCGUCUACACCUGAAUCGCGAGCCUCAUAUAUUCAAGUCUGUAUCCACGAUUUUAUCCUUUAUCUACUUUCUACGUUUUAAGACUCGUAAUUUUUCGAUAAAAAAUCAUUACUAGCAUCAAACUGUUCAAGGAUUGUAAAAAUAUGACAAAUUUAGCAUCAAUCGUACAUGUAACUUUUUCUGUGUGUGUGUUUUUUUUUACUUUUCUUGUCGCCUAAAUUCGGGUCGGCGGAAGAAUCGAUUUUUCUGCUUCGACCAAUGAAAAUCAAAGUGUGAAUGCACGAUUCUUUCGUUGUCCUUGAGGAUAGUAUUUUCCAACAGUUGAAUAUCAAACACUGUACUUAAUAUUACUGCUCUUAAAAUCAUAAUCAUCGUCAAUAUAAGAGUCAACGAAAAUGAGAUAGAAAAAAAGCAAGUCAUGACACAGAACUACUAUAAUAUUGCUUGUGAGCAUUGCAAAUAUUUAUGGAGAAGAUCAAUCAUGAAUGUUGAAGAAGCUGGGCCAGCUGUGUAUAUAAAUGCGCAAGAUAUUGACGUUUUCAUUAAUCUGUAUAUAUUUAUACAUGUGCACACUAAAAAGUUCAAAUAUAAAUGAUUAUUUGCAUAAUAUUAUAAUAAUUUGUAAGUUUCAAGAUAAUAUAAUGAUAGUGUGGCUUUUUGUACGAUAGCGGGAGGUCAUUCAGUUUUGGAAAAACCGCGGUUUUGUAAACUAAAGUUCUUCAGACCGCGACUCAUCACGUGUAUACAAAUAUUUUAUGUGUAUAUAUAAUAUUUCGAUAUAUACAUAUAUUAUACUAUUGUAUGAAGCAAUUGAGACAAACGUUAAAUGAUCUGUGGCAGCAGUGUGUAUAUAUAUAUAGAACACAAUCAUACAUUUCAAUGAAAUUAAUUUAAAAUGUCUGUAUAGAUAGCUAUAUUUUUUAUCAACUGAACAAACAAGGAGUUUCAGAUGCAAUAUAGUGAAAAAUGUACUCAAUUGAUUGUAAAGACUUGUUGAAAAGUCGGAUUAUUAUUCGUGUAACAAUGCAUAAAAAUGAUUUUGUUUAUUAUUUUUUUUUUUUACUAAAAUUAAGGGUAAUGGUUAAGUUUCUUGUACACAGCCGAUUGUUAUCUUUGUAAAUAGCUAAAACAAUUAUUAUUGUAUGAAAAUCAGUUUGAGAUAAAUACAUUAUUCAUAACUAA
Molecule: messenger RNA, 5915 nt
Organism: Belonocnema kinseyi
Lineage: Eukaryota; Metazoa; Arthropoda; Insecta; Hymenoptera; Cynipidae
Gene: PNUTS
Exons: 8
Coding region: 557-4516 (1319 amino acids)
Molecular function (GO): metal ion binding
Source: RefSeq, a predicted model, not a curated record